UUGGGUAGAGUGGGCUUCAUGUCUUGGUGUUGCGGUCAGCAGCUGGCUUUUUCUAAGAGGUAUCAUUCAGCCAAGCUUUUGGUACUUCUUGACGUUGAGUAAGUCACAUCCUCAACAAGUCAUUGGUGCUAGAGGCAAGCGUUAACGUAUCAAUCGCCAUUGUUUUACAUGUCAGUUAUUGCCUGGACCAUCAAGACUCAAUGCCUUAUGCAAAUUCUUACAAACAGGAUUUCCCUUAUCCUCUACAACCCUGAGAAGGCCAGAAAGCUCAAGGUCUACAUUUUCCUGGCCAUCGGCGUCAUCAAUGUCAGCGUGUUCAUUGUCUGGAUCCCUGCCCGCCUCCAGGUGAGCGAGAUGUGGAUCCACGUCAACGAGGUCUGGGACCGAGUUGAAAAGUUUCUAUUCAUGGCCGUUGAUGGUGGCCUCAAUUAUUACUUUAUGUGGCUUAUCAAGUCGAAACUAGUCGCCAACGGGUUGACAAAGUACAGACUCGUAUACAGAUUUAAUCUGUUUAUGGUCUUUAUUUCACUUUCGCUUGAUGUCCUGAUCAUUGGUCUCAUGUCUCUUCGCAACGACGCUCUUUACGUCCAAGUCCAUCCUCUAACCUACAUGGCCAAACUUUACAUUGAGAUGAAUAUUGCCGAAUUCCUCGGCAAGAUCCUCAAGCAAUCGAACCGUCGACACAAUUCCUUUUCUCUGUCGAACGACUACCACAGUUUCACUACCUUUGAUGGCUGGCGCCCCGAUCUCGAAGCGACCGGCAACCCGCACGACUACAUUUUCAACCGCGAAUGGCGGCGGUCGAAGCACCAAUUUCACAUCAAGCCUUCUGGCGGGCAGAUGCACCCGCUCAACAUGGAUAUAUUAACAGGCGGGGAGGAGAACCAUGAUCGUACAAACAAGUGGGGUGGAAUUCAUGGGGCUGGGUUGUACGACAUCUCUGCGGAAAAGGAGGACGAAGUAGGAAAGCCAUCGACACCAAGCGAAGUUCGUGUCAGAGAUUCGCCAUGGUCAAUGAUGGAUGUCAAGAGGCGAUCGAGCAGUCAAGAGUCAAGGCAGUCGAGGAGGGUUCGGCCUAGGACGCAGCGCGCAGAGACUUGUGCUGGGUACGACGAUGGAAAAGACAACAAUGGAGAUACUGGUGUGGAUAGGCCGCGUGCCAACCGUUGCAUUUCGCAGGAUUAUCGGAGAUCAAGAAGCAAUCGGGAUAAUGGUGUUCAAACAGACCUGGAUACCGAUGGACUGUUGCAAGGAGCGAUCCCACCAACAAAAACCUACAGUGACCAUGGACAAGGGGGAUAAGAGUGGCUUCAAAAGGCUUGGCUAAGGAAAUCCGAAAGCUUAAAGCCACACUGUAAGAUCAGAAUCGCUUGGCUCGCAAGGGGAGACAGGUUCACCGAGAAUUGCAUCGACAACGGCUGACUACCCUGCCCUGCCAUUACGCAAGAACAUCUCCGGACACAUGACGUCGACAAAGCCGAACCGCCAGGUGCAAUCACAACUUCAUAUCCUUCGAGGCAUUUUGCACGAC
Molecule: messenger RNA, 1531 nt
Organism: Neurospora hispaniola
Lineage: Eukaryota; Fungi; Ascomycota; Sordariomycetes; Sordariales; Sordariaceae
Exons: 4
Coding region: 169-1302 (377 amino acids)
Source: RefSeq, a predicted model, not a curated record